Molecule: messenger RNA, 4863 nt
Organism: Acipenser ruthenus (sterlet)
Lineage: Eukaryota; Metazoa; Chordata; Actinopteri; Acipenseriformes; Acipenseridae
Product: phosphatidate phosphatase LPIN1-like
Exons: 20
Coding region: 312-2972 (886 amino acids)
Biological process (GO): cellular response to insulin stimulus; fatty acid catabolic process; positive regulation of transcription by RNA polymerase II
Cellular component (GO): nucleus; mitochondrial outer membrane
Molecular function (GO): transcription coactivator activity; phosphatidate phosphatase activity
Source: RefSeq, a predicted model, not a curated record
UAGGAAGUGUGCUUCGCUUGGCUCAGCUCAGGAUGGUGUGUGUCUACUCUCGUGCUCUUAUUGGGUAGGGGCGGGUUCCACUGUGAUGAUGUCAGCAGUAUAAUUGGGUAGGUUUUUAGGUAGAGAAUCAGUAGCGUAGGAAGACCCAUUGUACGUACCGGUAUUUUGCGGCUUAAGAAAGGUUCGUUGUUGUUCUUAAGAAAUAUUGAAGCUGUGGCCUACUCUGACUCAAUUUCAUUGAAUGGGCAAUACUUUGUUUACCCGUACUGCUGGUGCAUGGAUGUUUACGAACUGUUAAAGUGACACAAACCAUGAACUACGUUGGGCAGCUUGCCGGUCAGGUGUUUGUCCAGGUGAAGGAGCUAUAUAGAGGACUAAAUCCUGCAACACUAUCAGGAUGCAUUGAUAUCAUUGUGGUGCGUCGGCCAGAUGGGACUCUCCAGUGCUCUCCGUUCCACGUCCGGUUUGGGAAAAUGGGGGUGCUGAGGUCACGGGAGAAAGUGGUGGACAUAGAAAUUAAUGGGGAACCUGUGAGCUUACAUAUGAAGCUUGGAGAAAAUGGGGAAGCCUUCUUUGUUCAGGAAACAGGGGAUGAUAAGGAGAUUAUCCCCUCAUACCUUGCUACCUCCCCCAUCCUCUCAGAUGGGGCCACGCUCAUGGAAGCACAGAUGAAGAAGAAUUCGGUGGAGAGGCACAGAAGCUCUGCCCACAGUGCAUCUUCUCAAUCACUGAUCUCCAUUCACGUGUCCCAAACAGGAGCGGACUGCCAGCCAGGCAUCGGCUCCUUGAAGAAAAGACGGAAGAAACGACGGAAACCAAAGCUCGACAGCAUGAAGAGAGAGGACAGUGGAGAUCACUCUGAAGAUGAAGACAUGUUUCCUAUUGACAUGAGCUCUGACGAGGAAGCUGAGCUGGCAGACAGUGCGGGAGCAUCAGCACGGGAUGAAAAACCAUUGAGCAGUGACUACACACAGAGUACAGUACGUGCUUGUUCAGAUGGAGAAUGGUCACCUAUUCAAAGCCCUGGUGGAUCCCGCCCUUCAACCCCCAAAAGUGACUCGGAGCUGGUCAAGCCUUCAGACAAAGUGAAGCAGAACAACCCAGAGAUGCUUUGGGCCUGGGGAGAGCUCCCUCAUGCUGCAAAGCCUUCGUUCACACAGAAAUCGGACCUGUCCACUGUGGUAAACAUACCAGUUUCAACAAGCACUCACUUUCGGGUGAUUUCCAGUGAUUCAACUUCAGAGGCCCAUCUGAGUGUUUCACCCUCCCCUCCACUCUUUGAACCAGUGGCUUCAGAGUGCGAACCCCAGGCUGACACAGGCUUUAACGUCAGGCCUGAUUUUGAGAUGCUAGGAGCAACUGCACCAUUAUUAUCAGAAAAUGGAGAGCAAUGCCAGGCUGAGCUACAGCCAGUCAGUAAAACAGAUUCCCCUUCUAAAAAGAAAGAUAAGAGAAGUCGACAUCUAGGAGCUGAUGGUAUUUAUUUGGAUGACAUCACCGAGCUGGAACCUGAAGUUGCAGCUUUGUAUUUUCCAAAAAGUGAAACCAGCAAUCCUGGUAAGGGCUGCCCCGACAGUGAGGCCAGGUUAGCAAACCAGUCCCCCCAGUCUGUCAGCUCUGGAGUGGACAGCGGGGUCGACAGCUUCUCAGACCAAAUCGGAGAUCUACCGUCCAUUGCCAUUUCCCUCUGUGGUGGACUAACUGACAACAAGGAGAUAACGAGAGAACUGUUUCAAGAAAAAGCUGUAUCGUAUCAGCAUUUUGUUGAGAACCCGGCAAUCAUUGAUGAUCCGAAGCUUGUGGUGAAAAUUGGAAGCAAGUAUUAUAACUGGGCAACUGCUGCACCUCUGAUGGUAGCCAUGCAGGUAUACCAGAAACCUCUUCCAAAGACCACUGUGGAGAACAUCAUGAAGGAGAAGAUGCCCAAGAAAGGGGGCCGGUGGUGGUUUUCGUGGCGUAGGAGAAACAGCACUGUCAAAGCGGAAUCCACAUCAGAACCAGGAGGCAGUAUGUCAGGAUCUAUAGGAGGAGAGGAGUCUGGGCAAAUGAGUUCUUCAGACAGGUUGAAAGACGAGUCUUCUUCCAGCGAUGAAGACACCCAUGCCUCCAAGCUGAGCUCCAGCACCUUAAAGCAGGAGGCCCUCUCGUUCUCCUCUUCAAGUGUUUUAUACAGAAAAACUCUCCGGCUCACCUCCGAGCAGCUGGGAAGCCUCCAGCUGAAGAAUGGCCCCAACGAUGUGGUGUUCAGUGUUACAACACAGUACCAGGGCACAUGUCGCUGUGAAGGAACCAUCUACCUGUGGAACUGGGAUGAUAAAAUCAUUAUCUCGGAUAUUGAUGGAACCAUUACCAGGUCUGACACACUGGGUCACAUUCUGCCUACCCUUGGCAAGGACUGGACUCAUCAGGGCAUUGCCCGGCUUUAUCACAAAGUUAGCCAGAAUGGCUACAAGUUCAUGUACUGCUCAGCCCGUGCUAUUGGAAUGGCAGACAUGACAAGAGGGUACCUGCACUGGGUUAAUGAAAGGGGAACCAUGCUACCUCAGGGGCCUGUACUGCUGAGCCCAAGCAGUUUAUUCUCAGCAUUGCACAGGGAAGUGAUAGAAAAGAAACCAGAGAAGUUUAAGAUUGAGUGUCUGACAGACAUAAAACAUCUCUUUCAUCCAAACAUUGAGCCUUUCUAUGCUGCUUUUGGAAACAGACCUACAGAUGUGCAUUCAUAUAAGGAAGUAGGAGUUGCUUUGAACAGAAUCUUUACAGUUAACCCAAAAGGAGAACUGAUACAAGAACAUGCAAAGACUAACAUAUCCUCUUACGUGAGACUUGGUGAAAUCGUGGAUCACGUGUUCCCGCUGCUGACACGAGGAGAUGCCUCAGACUUCCCCUGUUCUGACACCUACAGUCAGUUCACCUACUGGAGGGAGCUACUGCCGUCUGUGGAAAACCCAGAUGUCCGUUUAGAAUCCAGUUAAACAUUAGAACCAGAUGUUGAACAAUUGCUUCUGUAACGGGCAGUGUUGUGUGAUACACUGCCGUUAUGGAUUCUGUCCCCUGUCAGUGAAAUGGAAUUAGGCUAAAAGCUCUAAAACCAUGAAUGCUGAGGAGCCUGGCUCUUUUGCAUUGUGGUUAAGACGCUUACUUGCAGGAUGCGGGUUCGCCGGUGUUUAAACACAGAUUUUGUUUUCUACACUGGGUUUAGCUCUUUUUUUUUUUAAACAGAUACAGUACAUUUGUGCAUUCUAAUCCUACUUUAUGUGCAUACUAAGUUGUUAAUUAAUCAAAAUAGUCUUUUUUGCUACACUUUUUUUAACAUUUUUUAGAGCUCAGAAAACAAUUAUUAUUUUUUUUAAUUUUAAUGCUGAUAGAUGUUUUUAAAAGGGGGCUAGGCACAUUUCAGCAAAGCAAGUCACUUUGCUUAAUACUGAAGCUUUUAAUCUUCAUUAGAGAUCCUUGAAAAAAAAUAAUUCAAUAAUAAAGAAAGGUUGUUACUCUUGCAGCCAAAUAAAGAUACACCCUGGUGAGAACCCUUUUAUCAUGAGACUGUAAACCAUUGCAGUGUGCUGCUUCUCUUUUAUUUCUAAGAAAAUAAGAACAACACACCAGCACAGCAGGUUAAAUACAUCGGAGAAGGUAUCAGUAGCUUCUUCAGGGCAGAAGAGGGGGACAUCGAAUUCCCCUGUAGAUUGUAAUUUAUCUGAUAUGCAUAUAUGUGCCCACCAGUAUUCCACAAGCCCUUUUCAUCUCCAUAAGUUUAAAGCUUCAGGAACUCUGUAUGUAGACAGUCAUGUGCACUCAGCCUUGACUGAACUGAACUACAUAGACACUGUAAAGGUUGACAUGAAGUGACAAGCUAGGUAACCAGGGCAACAGAUGAACUAGAAGUUUACACGACAUGUCUUGUUUCUGGAAACACUACUUUUUAAUGAUCAAAGCUUUGCAAAGGAUUUUCUGCUUUGAAUAAUUGCAUGUUUUGUUAAAAUAUUAGCCCAUAUAUCAACCAUUUGAGUUGGCAUAAGUCACUUUUCAUUACAGAUAUGUCUGAUUAAUCUAUCUUUCCGUUUUGUUUUGUGAAGUAACAAAACUGAACCGAUUUAAAUAAUCUCAAGUUUCCUACAUCCACUAAUCUUUUAUGAACUUCAGCUGCAACAAUAUUCAAAUAUUAACAUCUAUGGAUCAGAGUUUAUAAUAUAUAUAUCAUCCCGUAAUACACAAAGUGGGUUUCAGUGAUUUUUAAUGAAUUACAAUAAUACAUCAUGUCAACCAAUCACAGUGAUGUAUAAACCGUGUUGGCAUGUACAGUGAGGUCUGAAACUUUUUUUUUUUUUUUUUUUUAAACCAUAAAUUGUACUAAAUGUAAAGUGUGAUCAGGGUGUCAUGUAAACUUCUGUUCAUAUAGAUUCUUAAUUCUGUGAAAGUGUUCUUAGGAUGAUACUAUACAGUACUUCAGGAUGAUGAAGCUUUGGGAGGUUUACUUGAGAUUUGUUAAUGAUAAAGUUACUGUAUGUAGACACCUUUAAAGAAAGGUAUAGUUACUUCAUGUAAAUAAUGUUAAAUUCUACUUUGGCUUCUGGAGAACCUGAAACAAAUGUAUACGAACAUAUAUGAACUAUAUCUUUUAAUGAAAUUAUCCUUAAUCUCAAUAUAUUGUUUGAAUAAUGGCUGGGAGUAGUUAGAAAGCAAAAUGCCUAUUCUUUCUGUGAAAGAUAGUGUUAUGAUCUGCUUUGUAUUGCCAUACUCAUGGUUGUCAUUAAAUUACUAUUUUUGACUGAUGUAUGUAUAUAACAGAAUCCAAUUGUAAUGAAUGUGUGCAGUGUAAUGUCAUGUAUAUAUGGCUGUAAUUGUAAUAAAUGCUCAGAAUAUUCA